Messenger RNA from Nycticebus coucang (slow loris), 2548 nucleotides. It is a transcript of the gene SLC25A44, whose product is annotated as solute carrier family 25 member 44. Gene Ontology annotation, biological process: branched-chain amino acid catabolic process; transmembrane transport. Gene Ontology annotation, cellular component: mitochondrion. Bases 1004 to 1948 code for a protein of 314 amino acids. NCBI's taxonomy places the organism in Eukaryota, Metazoa, Chordata, Mammalia, Primates, Lorisidae. The record is from RefSeq and is a predicted model, not a curated record. Gene Ontology annotation, molecular function: branched-chain amino acid transmembrane transporter activity. The transcript has 6 exons.
CUCCUGAGGUAGGCGCAAAGGCUCAAAAGCCAUUGGCGGAAUUGUCCACUGCUCACCCCCGCCCCCUGGAGGGGGGGGCGGUAAUGACAGCGUCCCAAUUUCCGGUUCCGGCAGUACCGAAAGCUGAUUCGAGAUGGAGGAAGAUGCAACCGGAGGCCGGCAGUCCCUGGGAAUGGAGGAGAGCGUGGGGCAUGCAGCCUAGAAGUCUGGGCUUGGAGUUCGCCUCAGACGCGGUGGAGCCCCCGGGGUCUGAACAGUUGCUCUGACCCUCUGCCCUGUAGAACACGCAGUUUGCAUGUGCCGGCCAGGAGGCCCUUCUACUUGAGCCCUGCUGUAUUUGUCCUGUGUUGACAGUGUGACUGCUCAGCCACUAAGUUCAGUCACUUCACAAACACACUGGGAAAGCAGAGGCAGCUCUUGGUUUCUCUGUAACAAAACUGAGAGAAGUCCCUGAGCAUCUGUAUGGCCAGGAGUUUAUGCUUAACCCUGGGGUGACCUGCAUUCACGAGAACAUUAAUUCUGCCUUCCAGGAGUGGGAGUCACUUGGCUUUAAACAGUGUCUUGUGUUAGAAUUCUUCAAGCCCCAUGGGUUAGAAGACUGGAGAAAAUACUAUAGAAGUGGAGCGAAUGCUGGCCAGGGGAGCUCAGAGGGUUUAGCAGGGAACCUAGAAGUGAGAUGAGUCAGCUGGUAAAUGGUGAUAAGAAGCAUCCUGCUGAGAAUGAAAGGGAAAGGUGAUACCUCCUCCGUGGGCCCAGGACCAUCAAAGAUGGAGCACUCCUUUUCAGCUUCUGGAAACCUUCUAAAUCUUACAUAUCAAUAGCCUACUUAAAAGACCCUGCAUCCUGCCAGGGGUUUGGUUUACCCACAGCAUCCUGAGCUCUGCCUGGGUGAGGCAAACAAGGAGAAUGGUCCCUGGCCAGGAUGGUGACACCAGGACCCAAGCCCAGGUAGAGACCAAGAGUCAAGCUAGAACAUCCUUUAAGCUGGGGGUCUGUAGUUACAAUGGAGGACAAACGCAACAUCCAGAUCAUAGAAUGGGAACACCUGGACAAGAAAAAGUUCUACGUGCUGGGUGUGGCAAUGACAAUGAUGAUCCGGGUCAGUGUCUAUCCGUUCACUCUCAUCCGCACACGGCUGCAGGUUCAGAAGGGCAAAAGCCUCUACCAAGGGACCUUUGACGCCUUUAUCAAGAUCCUGCGAGCAGACGGUGUGACUGGCCUCUACCGGGGGUUCCUGGUCAACACCUUCACUCUCAUCUCUGGCCAGUGCUAUGUCACCACGUAUGAACUAACCCGGAAGUUUGUAGCUGACUACAGCCAAAGCAACACAGUCAAAUCUCUGGUGGCCGGUGGCUCAGCUUCCCUCGUGGCCCAGAGCAUUACAGUGCCCAUUGAUGUUGUGUCUCAGCACCUGAUGAUGCAGCGCAAGGGUGAAAAAAUGGGCCGCUUCCACGUGCGGGGGGACCCAGAAGGACAAGGGGUAGUUGCCUUUGGCCAAACCAAGGACAUCAUCAAACAGAUCCUGCGGGCUGAUGGGCUUCGCGGCUUCUACCGAGGUUAUGUAGCUUCACUGCUUACCUAUAUCCCAAACAGUGCUGUCUGGUGGCCCUUCUAUCACUUUUACGCAGAGCAGCUCUCCUACCUGUGUCCAAAGGAGUGCCCUCACAUUGUCUUUCAAGCUAUCUCGGGUCCUCUAGCUGCAGCCACUGCCUCUAUCCUCACCAAUCCCAUGGAUGUCAUCCGAACCCGUGUGCAGGUUGAGGGCAAGAACUCUAUCAUCCUGACCUUCAGACAACUGAUAGCAGAAGAAGGGCCUUGGGGCCUCAUGAAGGGCCUCUCGGCUAGAAUCAUCUCAGCCACACCUUCCACCAUUGUCAUUGUUGUGGGCUACGAGAGCCUCAAGAAACUCAGCCUCCGACCUGAGCUAGUGGACUCAAGACACUGGUAACCAGCGAUGGGGAGAGAAGCCUGUUCUUCUCCACACUACUCUGGGUUGGAGGCAGAAGGGGGAGGAUUGUACCUUCUCCAUGUGCCCCCACUGCAUAUUGAGCCCUGCCCUGGAUCUGGUGGCCUAUCUGGGACAGCAAUGGAAACUUUGUACUGCUCUUGCUGAAGAGGAUCCAUGCCUGGAUUCCUUGCCCCCACUAUUUUUAAUUCUCCUGCUGAGCUGGGUACCUUCACUCAGUCCCUGUUUUCCAUCCUGCCCUAAGGACCCUACCCUGUUAACCCUUUUUCUGGUUUACUUGUUCCAUCUGUGUCCCUGAGAGUCUGAGAAGAGCUGUACAUACAACCUGCUUCCACCACUGGUUCUUCACUUGGGCUUUGAGCCUAGGCUCCAAGCAGCUGCUGUAAGCCCCCUCCCUCUUCAUCUCUUAGGUUUGCUUAUUAUUUUGGGACUGAGCUGCCCACCAGACCACUCUGCUUUGCCCUGUCACAUGGGGAUAAGGUGCCAGGUAUUUUUGCAUAGGGAGCAGGAGCAGCAAAAAUUCUGGUUUUCCAGAGCACUUGUCUUCUCUUGGAAGGAAUUAAUAGAUUGAGGAGAAAUGUG